Camponotus floridanus (Florida carpenter ant) is the source of this 3908-nucleotide messenger RNA. It is a transcript of the gene Mmp1, whose product is annotated as matrix metalloproteinase-14. Lineage: Eukaryota; Metazoa; Arthropoda; Insecta; Hymenoptera; Formicidae. Gene Ontology annotation, cellular component: extracellular matrix. The record is from RefSeq and is a predicted model, not a curated record. Gene Ontology annotation, biological process: collagen catabolic process; proteolysis; extracellular matrix organization. The coding region runs from base 719 to 2383 and encodes 554 amino acids. Gene Ontology annotation, molecular function: zinc ion binding; metalloendopeptidase activity. The transcript has 10 exons.
GCUUCGGUACCAGCUCCGCACAUUCGCGCGCUUCUCGUCGGUUCUUCUCUUCCUUUGACGCGGACAUCUAUCCCGUACACAGUGAUCUAUCUUUUCUUAUUACUGUUCAGUCUUUUUUUUUCCCUCUCUUUCUCCUAUUUUUUUCCCUUUCGCUCCACGAUCGUUUCAACGAAUUCAGCAGAUCAUCGAGGGAAGGUCUCUGUCGGUGAAAAUCGAACGAGGUUCACGCGACACAUAUACGCGUAAAAGUCGAAGAAUCGGAGCAACAGAACGAAAGAGCACAGGUGGCGAACCACCAGCGAGGAAAACGCUACGAGAUCGAUAGUGUUGUGGCAACCACGUUUCAAACCACUCUGCUAGUCAGGUAUAGUUGCCGGUUCGCUGUCAGAGCUAGACUGAAAACAGGUGUUUCCGCUUCGCGAACAGAAUUGGAGAGGUAACGUCAACAGCUCCCUAGCAGCUCUCGCGUGCAAAAUUUACCCUCGACAGGAGAAUAGUUGAAGUCGGUUGAUUUAGGAUGAAUCGCAUCUGACAUCGCUCUUCGCGACUGUCAAGGUAUACAAUAAGGGUGUUUCCGGGAAGCACGUGUGUAUUCAGUGUCUCCGAAGGAAGGGGAUGUAAAGGAGCGAGCGACGAGCAGCAAUAAUACUGUGCAGAAGAGAAGAAUCGCGGUGUACGUUAACGUAGCAAAGACGUAGUUUGAGAUUGCAUCGAAAAUAUGAGGUGGAGCAAAAUUGUUUCGCGACUGUCAAGCGUCGACGGCUACCUGACAACGAUAGCGUUUCUCGCUUUGUGCGCGAGUACGGAAGCAGCGCCGCUCAAUGUCGUCAUCAGCGACACCACUGCUGCGAAUUAUCUGGCGCAAUACGGAUAUUUGCCGCCAAUAAAUCCAGAGAGUGGUGCCUUCUUAAGCGAAGAAAAGCUGACGGCAGCGAUAGAAGAAUUUCAAGCUUUCGCCGGUCUUAACAUAACGGGUGAAUUAAAUGAAGAGACUGCUAAACUUAUGGCUACACCAAGAUGCGGUGUUAAAGACAAGGUUGGACCAGCUGCUGAUGGAAGGUCGAAGAGAUACGCUCUUCAAGGGUCCAGAUGGCGUACAAAGAAUCUAACGUACAAGCUCAGCAAGUAUCCGACUGGUCUGAACAAACAGGAAGUGGAUAAAGAAAUCGCGAAAGCCUUUGGCGUUUGGUCAAAUGAAACUGAUUUGACAUUCACCCGCAAAUCGGGACACGAAAACGUUCAUAUCGAAAUUAGAUUCGAGGUAGGCGAGCACGGAGACGGUGAUCCUUUCGAUGGACCUGGUGGUACCUUGGCGCACGCAUAUUUUCCCGUAUACGGUGGCGAUGCUCAUUUUGACGAUUCUGAACGUUGGACUAUCAGAAGCUAUCGCGGUACCAAUCUCUUCCAGGUCGCGGCUCAUGAAUUUGGGCACUCGCUCGGCUUGAGUCACAGCGACGUUAAAAGCGCACUGAUGGCACCCUUUUAUCGCGGCUACGAUCCGCACUUUGUUCUAGACCAAGACGAUACCGCCGCUAUUCAGGCUUUAUACGGGGAGAAAACCAAGCAUAUACCACGAGGUGGAACACCUCACGGAAGUGCUUCGCCACCUGCUGAAGAAGAUCCUGAAUUGUGCAAGGAUCCGAAAAUCGAUGCAAUGUUCAGUACUAAAGGAGGCGAAACGAUUGUGUUCAAGGGAAAACAUUAUUGGAAAUUAACAGACUACGGUGUAGCUAGUGGCUAUCCUAGACUUAUUAAUAGCGCGUGGAAAGAGCUUCCGUCAAAUAUAGACGCCGCAUUUACGUACAGAAAUGGCAAAACUUAUUUCUUCAAGGGAACGCAAUAUUGGAGGUAUAUUAAUACAACUAUGGACGGUGAUUAUCCGAAGGAAAUUAGCGACGGUUUCACCGGUAUCCCCGAUCACAUUGACGCGGCUACUGUAUGGACCGGAAACGGCAAGAUUUACUUCUACAAGGGUACGAAAUUUUGGCGCUUUGAUCCGGCGUCGAAGCCACCAGUGAGGAGUAACUAUCCUAAACUUAUUCAAAACUGGCAAGGUAUCCCGGAUCACAUCAACGCAGCAGUAACUUACAAAGGUUACACGUAUUUCUUCCAAGAUAACGCCUAUUAUCGAUUCAACGACCGAAUGUUCAGGGUGGACGAUGCUGAUCCCGCCUUCCCAAGAUCGACGGCGUAUUGGUGGUUUGGCUGCAAAUCCGCUAAUAAAGGGACGCUAGGUAAUGAUCUCUGGCCAUUCGCAUUUGCCAGCAAUCUGGACGUGGCUGACAUGCACGACGAUUACAAUAAUCUUGACAGCGUCGGCGACAUCAUCUUAGACGCAGGAGAUUUAGCCUCUCGAGCCAAGACGAUCAACCACCCGCAUUAACCGGGAGCAAUCGCCUUUUCCAGACGACAACAAUGUACAUUCCGAAUUCGGGAAAAAGUGAGCGGUCGAAGCGGCACGUCCCACGAUCGGUGCACGCACGCGCGUGCCAAAAUCUCGAUUAUUUACGCGCAGAAAAAUCAAAUAUAUAGUUCCAAACAACAAUGGCAACUGGCAGCGGCAACCGAGAGCAAACGACCGACGCACCGCGCACUGUUUGAUCGGCACAGUUUCGCGCUGUCAAACACGCGCAUGCGCACGAUCAAUGCGGCGCCGGCGCGCCGUCCAAUCACGUUGUUACGCGCGAGACCACGUGCUACUACGAUUCCAAUUUCAACUCGACAGGAGGAACCGACGAGCUCGUCACGUCACCGAAUCACAGUCAUGCGGACUCUGGGGCGCCCGAAAAUUUGUCGAUUCCAGCAGAGAAGACGUGGCAGCUUCUAUCCAGCAUCAUGACCGUAAUUGUUGCGAGAUACGUAGUAUCUACGUAAAAGAUAGAGAUCUUAUAGUACUUGUUAUAAGGUUUCUAGUUUUAAUGGGGGCAUGCGAGCGCUGCUCCGAAAAAAACGUAUCUGCCGUGAUAAGUUUUGCGGUCGGAAUCGUUAUCAAUGCGGUGAUUUAGGAAAACUAGCGCCCUUCUUCCCGAUAAUUAAAUAGAUAGCUAGAAAAUUGUGAGCAGCGUCAUCGCCAGCUAAACCGUUAAACUGCGUGGCUGCGCAAGCGCAUUAAUUAAAAAUGAUUCGCGCAGCUGUGUGUGGCGCGUAUUUCAACUUGCACACGUUCUGUUAUAAUUGCCAGUGCAAAAUACGUAUACGCGAGAAUAUAUAUUAUAUUCUAUCUUUGAGUAAUGUUUUAAUACGCAGUAAUGUAACACAGAACAUUCUACACUGCCUAUUUAUUCGUGUAUCCAUUUGCAAAGACUUUGAACAUUGGAAAUGUUUACGGAUUUCUUGGAACUCUACUGUUCCAUUAGAUCGCGCGAUGUAUAAAGGAUAUGCGACACUUUGAGAGACAUGACAAUUAAUGAUUAAAAAGUAAUGAUCAGAAUUCUGACUGACAAUACUAUCGAAAAUGUUUCUUGAUUAAAAAAGUAUUACAUGGGUAUUAUAGAUUUUUUAUUUAUUUGUAUGCUAAAAUAUAUUUUCUGUAUACUUAUUAUUCUUUCAAUGUUAAUCUACUUUAUCCAGUGUUUAAUUUGCGUACUUUGUCCACAUUUAUAAAUAUAUAAAUAUCUAUAAUACUCAUGUCAACUAUUACGUUAUGUUACAAUUAUGCUAGGGUAAUUGUUAUCUUAUGUGCCUUACAAAUAUUUUUGUAAUUUAUACAUCAAAGAGAGGAUAUGUAAAUGUCAGAUCUGUCCAAAUGUAGCUUUUUUUGGAAUGUUAAAUCAAGUAUCUGGUCACUUACAUGUCAUCAAUGUCAAUUAGGCGACACUGUGUAAGUUUGAAGACAACAUCUGUUUUUAUAUAAUGCUUUCAUGAUUUCUCCUAAUGGUAGCUUGUUUAUCUUUGAUUUUAUAUGCAAU